Messenger RNA from Brassica napus (rape), 5702 nucleotides. RefSeq names its product loganic acid O-methyltransferase-like. Bases 515 to 1600 code for a protein of 361 amino acids. NCBI's taxonomy places the organism in Eukaryota, Viridiplantae, Streptophyta, Magnoliopsida, Brassicales, Brassicaceae. Gene Ontology annotation, molecular function: S-adenosylmethionine-dependent methyltransferase activity. Gene Ontology annotation, biological process: methylation. The transcript is spliced from 9 exons. The record is from RefSeq and is a predicted model, not a curated record.
GGUUUGUCAUGGACAUCCAAUUUAAAACUAAUUGGUAAUAAAUAAAUUGAACCUAAUCCUGUAAAUAUUACUUAUGUCUCAGUUAAACUUCCGAUGUGGGAGCUUAUAUUCUCGCACCUUCCCUCGAGAUGAUGGUCUUUAUAACUGUUAAUCUCGACAAUAUCGCCAAACCAUUCAAACCAUGUUGGUUUAAGAUCGAUUAGGCUUCUUUCGAUGGGUCAUAUUGAUUUCAAUUCAAUUGGGCAGAGUAUUUCCGGGCUCUGAUACCAUUUAAACUUAGAUAUUUCAUAGAUUUUCAAUUUAAAAUCAAUUGAUGAUAAAUGGAUUGGUACAAUCUUUUUAAAUAUUAUUUAUGUUCCAGUUCCUAUGUUGAACUUAUAUUCUUAUGUAGUAUUCCAAUUAUUGUUAAAAAGGAUACAAUGUAAGCACUACGUGUUAAGUGCAUUGCCUAUAUAACUGAUAGGCAGCAGCGAGUCUACACCCAAAGUAUAGAAGAAAAGGACCAAAAAUUAUAAUGGGGAAAGUAGAGAUUGUUCUUAAUUCACUUCCUACGAGUGGAGGACAUGGCCCCGACAGCUACUCUAAGAAUUCCCAUCUGCAGAGAAGAUCAGCGAGUUUGUUGAGAGAGACAAUAGACAAACUGAUAAUGGAAAAAAUUGAUGCAAAAACCCUAAUCUCAUGCACCAACACGUUCCACAUAGCCGAUCUUGGUUGUGCAACUGGACCAAACACAUUCUUUCUCGUCGAAGACAUCAUCAAAUCCAUUGACACCAGCUUACAAUCAAACUCCACAAAACCAGAGUUCCUCGUCUUCUUUAACGACCUCCCAAGUAACGACUUCAACACUCUCUUCACCUCUCUUCCUCCAGACCGGAGUUACUUUGCGGUCGGUGUCCCCGGUUCGUUCUAUAGCCGUAUUCUUCCUCAAUCCUCCGUUCAUAUUGUACUGACGGUGGGGGCCACACACUGGCUUUCAAGUGUUCCUAAGGAGGUCUUGGACAAAAGCUCCAAGGCGUGGAAUAAAGGAAAGGUUCACUACUCAAAUGCUUCGGAGGAAGUGGUCAAGGCUUAUGAAGAGCAGUUUGGUCGGGACAUGGAGAGGUUUCUAGAAGCUAGGGCUAAAGAAAUAGUGAGUGGAGGUCUUUUGGUUGUUGGAAUGUGUGGAAUUCCUCUAGGAAUGCCUUUCUCCAAUCUUGCCGACAGUAUCAUGUAUAAUUCCAUGGCUGAUGUUCUCAUUCAAAUGCAAUCCCAGGGUUUAAUCAGCGAAGAGCAAGUGGAUACGUUCAACGUACCGAUCUACUCGGCGUCGCCUGAGGAGGUAGCAGUCUUGGUAGAGAAAAAUGGCUGCUUCACUAUCGAAUUUAUGGAGCUGAUGGACCCCACGGCCUGGCUCAAACGGCCAAUGGACGUGGAGGAUGUGAGGCAAUGGAUUGUUUGCAUAAAGGCCACAAUGGGAUCUCUCUUCAUCAAUCAUUUCGGUGACCAUCUCCUGGAUGACAUCUUCGACCGUCUCACCACCAAGCUCGUCGGACUCACCGAGAAGGUUGAAUCUAGUUACCGUGAGAAAGUCAUGUUAUUCUUUGCGUUGAAAAGAAAAUGAAUUUUUAUUUGACAAGUUUUUUUUUUGUAUGUGUGUGUUUUGUUUAAUGGUUUGAUUGGUUUAAUCCGGAAGAGGGGUCAGAUAUUGGGUAUACAGUUGUGUGUUUCGCUAAUAUGAAAUGUUUGUUUUUCUAAGUAUUUGCAUCUUGUGUAAUUCAAUUCUAAUAGCAUUGAUUUAUAACUUUUUAUUUCUUAAACUAAACUAUGAUAAUUUCAUGGUCAUUUACACACAAAAAAUUAUUUAAUAAUAAUCAAUCGUUUUUGAUAAAACAACAAAAAGUUGACGUAAUGAAUUCAAAUUGAAGCAGAUUAACCUGAUUUUCUAACAAAAGUUUGACGUAAUGCAUUUGGUGGAUAAAUUACCAAUUAGUUAGGUGAUUGAUAAAAACUUAUAUGGCUUUGAAUGGUGACCAAGGAACGAAAGGGAACACUGAAUUCCUUAUCAUUCCCAAAAAAAAAUCACCAUUCACAAGGAAUAGUUUUUCCUUGUUGUUCAUUCUCAUUCCUUUUUUUGUAGAGAAAUAUAGAACAAAAGUAUUCCUUGUUAAAUUUGAUAAGGAACAAACAUUUUUUUUCAUUCCUGCAAUUUUAUUCCUAUACGUUCUUCUCCUAUUCGUUCUCCGUGUUCCCGAAAAGAUCACCAGUCGGAGCCUUACUCUAGUCAGUAUCAUAACUUGGUCGGAACUCAAUAAUAGGUUUGUAUGAGUUGUGAAUGCCAAUUGCCAACAACAACAACAAAUGUGGUCCCCUAUAAAAAUUAAUAUAUACAAAUAAAAACAAAAGUGUGGAGAAUAGUUAUGCAUCAUAGUUACUUAAGCAAUAAGUCAAUAAAUGGCUAUUAGGUGAAAUAUAAGGACAGUUUUUGGUUCAAACAGAAGUGUGGAGAAUAGUUAUGCAUCAUACUUACUUAAACAAUUAGUUAAUAAAUGGCUAUUGGGUGAAAUAUAAGGACGCUAUUUAGUUUAAACAGCAUAAAUAUAUACCUUUAACUAAAGGAAAAACCCCUCAUAUACCAUUAACUAAAGGAAAAACCCCAGCAUAAUUAUAAAUGGCUAUUGGGUGAAAUAAAAGGACAAUAUUUAGUUUAAACAGCAUAUUUAGUCAAAACCAUUAACUUUUGCUUCUUGGUUCUUACCACCUUGUUAACAAACAAAAAAAAUCAAGACAUAUAUGUUCCCAUUUGAAGUAUCAUGUAGAAGAUGAACAUGUGAAUGAAAAAUUAGACUAAGAAGCUGUGAGGAUCAUUAUUCACUAUACAUCCUAGCCUCCUAGGCAUCGAUCCUGUCACACUUAUUUUUGGGGUCACUUUCGAUUUUAUUUAUUUAUAUAUUCGCAUCAGUUUUACAUAUAUAUAUAUAUUGGGGUCAAAUAUCAGUUUUACAUAUAUAACACAUACAUCUUCUAGUGAUUUGUCCCUUUUAAGGAAUCUUGUCCUCAUAAAUCAAAACAGGCAAAAAGGUAAAAUUAAAAAGCACAUUCAAAACAAAAAAGAAUAAUAUACUUACAUAUAAUUUUUUAAAUGAUACCGGAUAUCAGUUCAUUUUUAUUAGUAAAAGAUAAUUUUACAAAAAUAACUUAAAUAAGCGAUACAAACUAAUUUGGUUAACGAUCUAUUUCCAUGCUAGAACUUUAAUAUAGUAACAAACUAGGGGUUGGCUCAUCCUACGGACGGGUGAGUUUACACUAAAACUAUUUUAUAAUAAAACAUAUUUUAAUUUUAUAAACCAUUUGGAAAUUUACUCUAUAUUGAAAAUAAUAAAGAUAAUUUAUUUUUAUUCUAAGAUCAAAUUGUAAAUUUUAUUAAAUUUGUUGGUUUGAGUUAAAAAAAAAACACUAACAUAAGUUACAAAAAUGACCACUAACACUAUUUUUUGUCGGAAAACACAAAAUUAUUAAAUUUAAAAAUUAUGGAAAAUGUAAUGAUUUACAUUUUUCCUAUUUGAUUUCUAUUUGAAUUUGACACUGAAGAAAAUUUAAACUAAGAAUAACUAAAAAUAUUUAUACUGUUGUAAUUAUUUUUCCUAUUGAUUUGGAUUUCAUGUGAUUUUUAUGUAAAGUUGGUACGAUAUUUAUUGUAUUUUAUUUAUAGGAUUAUCAUGUUUGUUUGAUUAUGAUGUGUGUUAAAUUUUUUCCGGUGAUUGUAGAUGAUUAUUGUCCAUACCACGAAAUGAAAUUUGGUUUGAAAAUAAUAAGUCAUAAACAAUUUAGGAGGUCAUUUGCCUAUUACGUGUUAGCUGUAAACUUUGUUGUUGGAGAAGCUUUUGGUGAUUGUGAUUGGUGCUUAGGAGGAAAAUGAGAUUAUUAUUGGGAUGGGCCUGUGUAUUGAUGUAAUGGGAUGUAAGCUAUUUUAUUAAUCCGAAACGUUUAAAAGUGAUGUUCUGAGUUUUUAGAAAAGCUCCCAACUGUUCGCGUUGUUUAAGUUUUGUUUAUGUUUGAAGAGGUUGCACCACAAUUGUUAAUUUGACUGAGUAAGCAGUGAAAGUUGAGAUUUUAGUAGAAAUGAUAACUUGCUUUCUUGAUCGCGUGAAUGUUCUUUAGCUUAUUGCAAGUGGUGCACAUGCUACAAAAGGUUUUUCGUUAAAGAAACUCGUACUACAGUAAAGUUCUGUGAGGGUUUGAUCGUUUGCUAAAACCAAUUUAGAGUAAGCAUAAACUGUAAAAGACACAAACAUUUUUGACCCAGUUCACGGCCUCUAACCGUUACCUCUGGGGAGGAAAUUCUUGUCCCUCAAACUUCACUAUAAUAUGAGAAAAGUACAAGCUUUGAGAAUGUCUCUCUUACACUUUUUGAUACAGGAGAUUACUGCUAGGGUAUUAAUGCUUAGGAUAAGGUUCUAUUUAUACUAAGCAUCUCUGUCAUAACCCUGGUGCACUUCACGUUUAAUGACAAAACAUGAUGGGUUUCAUAUGUGUAUAAACCCAAUCUCCAUUUUCCUUGCAGGUCCAUUGACCAAGGCUCAUCUUGCUUGUACGUAAUUUGAGUCAACAUUCACAGUCUCCACCUUUGACCUAAUCACCAACCGACGUUUGCUUUUGUUCCUCGGUUUCUCAGAUUUCUCGAUCUCACUCCCCCGCGACGUUCAGCUCCAAGGCUUCCUCCUGUCUCUGUUGCACAUCUGAGUCUCUCAAUAAUUGUGUAGUCAUCCUUGCAUGUAACGCCGGUGAAUCCUCUGUUCAUUAUCACCAUCUGACCACAAGACCUGAAGAUUUGAUACUGAAGCCAAUCAAUCAAGAUAAUUACCUUUCCGCCAGACACAUGUAAGAUAACCCGAUGCCACUUCCAAUUUCGGAUAACAUCUUUUGAGACCGGAUAUAUGAUAAAUUUCUGAUUUUCAUUUAUGCAUCUCUCGAUACUUGAAGCCGACCAACAACGGCUUGUUUGAACUUCAAUUCAGUUCCUCCUGCGACAAUACACGAACGUCACUAACUGAACACGAGCUACGAUGACCUUCUCAGAAUAAGAAAUCCAAAAUCCAACAGAACUUCAAGAAUUCCAGAUUAAUGGGAGAGAUAGAGAAUGCCCACUUUAAGGUGAAUCCAAACCACACAAGAAUGAGAUUCCAAAUCAACAAAGAAUCCCCUACAGGUUUCCACAAGCUUUCAUCAGGCGAUCACCUUCAGGAACUCAAGCCCCUUCUCGAGCUUGUUUCCAGGAACCAGAUUCAAAUACAAGAACAACCUUAACUCGCCUGAGUUUCGGGUUGUGUAACGCCCUCCUCAACACAACAGAAAACUAGCUCAAGAGAUAUGAUGAACCAAAUCCGGAUAACAACUUCUACUCCUGGUUGCAGCGACUAUCUUCAGAAAACUUACUGCACCUCAAACCAAUAAAUCCCAGAAAUUCCAACUGAAGAAACAACCAGCCCAUUGACCAAGGCUCAUCUUGCUUGUAUGUGAUUUGAGUCAACAUUCACAAGUUCAAAAAAAAAACUUGUACUACAGCCGAUAUAUGCUCUACAAAUAGAGUAACAUGCAAUGAAAAUCUGCGACGGUGAGGAUAGCGUUAAGUGUGUGAUACAUGAUAUGAACCCUUUUUUAAGUGAGUCAAUGACUUAAUUGUUGUAAAGUGGUGCUUAAAAUAUGCGACUAAAUUGAACCUUCAA